AUUUCUACAUCCCUGAUUUUUACACGUCGCAAACGUCAUUUGGAAUUUAUUUUUCCUGUGUUUCCAUGAUAGUUAAAUUAGGACUGAAUUAACUCAAUGCAAAACUGAAAUCCGGCAAAUAUAUAAAUCAUCACAAUGAAGGAGGACGAAGCAAGUAAAUGUGCCGAGCAUAAACAAAUCGAAGAUAUUGCUGCUGAAAUAGAUGAACUGAAUGUCCCUAGUGUUGGUCGGAAUGUAAGCCACGCUGGAGUCGUUGGUCGAAUAGAUGAUUUAGUGCAAUACGUGGGAUUAUAUAUUCGCAAUCCAAUAGUCCUAAGUGGUGUUGUACUGCCAUUUGUUCCGCUAUAUUUAGGAGCUUUUUAUUUAUGGCUAUCUUACGGAGUCGAUGAACAUUAUGAAGCCGGUUUGGUGGCCGUUGCAGCAAUUGCAUUUGUCCAUAUUUUGACACUUCUUUGUUGCUAUUGGAGCGUCCACGUAUUAGCAUUCCUUAAUUGUCGAAAAGUGAAGACACCACAGGUCGGUGUUUUGGCUAAAGUAGUGCCAACUGAAAACAAUGGUUCAUCCGAAAUGGUAUCCAUUAGGAGCACCAAAACGGAGAAUGGCGAAACCUUCUACUUUUUGUUUCAAAAGACGAAGUAUAUUUGGGAUGAGGAGAAGGCAACCUUUAGAGGCUUGCAAUUCCCAGUUAAUGAGUUGUUGAGUCACUAUUCCAAGUCCCGGGGAUUUGAGACAGACGAAUCAAUUACAUUGGCCGAACAGAUCUAUGGAAGAAAUAACAUGGAAAUGGUUGUACCAGAGUUCUUGGAUCUUUUCAUUGAACGAGCAACCGCCCCAUUUUUUGUUUUUCAAAUAUUCUCUGUAGGACUUUGGUGCCUAGACGAAUAUUGGUACUACUCCCUUUUUACGUUAUUUAUGCUGAUAGUAUUCGAGUGCACCUUAGUCCAGCAACAGUUGCGUAAUAUGUCGGAAAUCCGUAAAAUGGGGAAUAAGCCAUAUUUAAUAAACGUAUUUCGCUACAACAAAUGGCGAUCGUUGCCUUCAAACCUGUUACUUCCUGGAGAUUUGGUUUCAAUAAUUCGAUCGCAAUCCGAGAACUUAGUACCAUGCGAUUUGGUACUUUUGCGUGGAAGUUGUAUAGUGGACGAGAGUAUGUUAACAGGUGAAUCCGUACCACAAAUGAAGGAGUCCUUGGAAUCGCUUGAUAACUUAGACACUGAGCUUGACGUCGAAGGCGAUGGAAAGUUGUUUGUGCUUUUUGGAGGAACAAAAGUCGUGCAACACACGGCUCCGACAAAAGAUGCAAUGCGAGCUCCCGACGGUGGCUGCAUUGGGUAUGUUUUACGUAAUGGAUUCAAUACAUCACAGGGAAAGCUGUUACGCACUAUCUUAUUUGGAGUAAAGCGUGUUACGGAAAACAAUUUAGAAACGUUUGCAUUUAUUGUUUUUCUUAUGAUAUUCGCUGUAGCCGCAGCCUCCUAUGUUUGGAUAAAAGGCAGCGAAGAUCCUGAAAGAAACCGUUAUAAACUAUUUUUGGAAUGUACGCUUAUCCUUACAUCAAUUAUUCCCCCUGAUUUGCCAAUUGAAUUGACAUUGGCAGUCAACACAUCACUCAUGCAGUUGUCGAAGCUCUUUGUAUUCUGCACUGAACCAUUCCGCAUUCCUUUUGCUGGAAAAGUUCAAAUAUGUUGCUUUGAUAAAACUGGCACGUUAACAUCAGACAAUUUAAUGGUUGAAGGCGUAGCCGGCCUUACCGAUGAUGCAGCCAUCAUUCCUAUGGAUAAAGCUGAAGACAACACAAUACAAGUUUUGGCGACGUGCCAUUCGUUGGUGAUGUUGGAAGACGGAUUAGUUGGCGAUCCUCUUGAGAAGGCAACAUUGACGGCAGUAGAUUGGAAUUUGACCAAACAAGAAAGUGUGAUACCAAAGCGAGGAAAAUUAAAACCUUUGCGCAUCUACCAACGCUUCUACUUUUCAUCGGCCCUCAAACGUAUGUCGGUUUUGGCAGGACAUUUGAGUCAAUUCAGCAGUGAUGUUCAUUACAUUGGUACUGUCAAGGGAGCUCCAGAGGUCUUAAUGAAGAUGCUUAAAGAAGUUCCCAAAAAUUAUGAAAAGACGUUUUUAGAAUACUCAAGGCGGGGAGCUCGCGUAUUGGCAUUAGGCAUUAAGGACCUUGGAUCUCUAAGUUCUCAAAGAGUUCGCGAACUCAAGCGGGAAGACGUUGAGUGCGACUUAACAUUUGCUGGAUUCGUCAUCAUAUCUUGUCCCAUGAAACCGGACUCAAAGAACGUCAUAAAAGAACUCAUACAGGCGUCACAUAAAGUGGUCAUGAUUACCGGCGACAAUCCGUUAACAGCUUGUCAUGUUGCUGAGGAACUGCGAUUUACUCGAAAAAAAUUGCUUAUAUUAUCACUAUCUAAGAAAGAAUUAAAUUGCUGGCAAUGGAAUUCUAUAGAUGGUGAAACAAACCUAGAUCUAAAUGAUGAUUUAAAAACAAUCUUGACUGAUUAUGACUUAUGUAUAACGGGCGAAGGACUGCAGUACUUAAAUGAUUUUCAACAUAAAAAGAUGUUAGAAAUAUUACCUCGUAUUACGGUAUGUGCCCGCUUUGCCCCCAAACAAAAAGAAUUUGUUAUAACAACUCUCAAGCAAUUGGGCUAUUGCACCUUGAUGUGCGGCGAUGGAACAAACGAUGUGGGGGCAUUAAAGCAUGCAAAUGUCGGUGUGUCUUUGCUCAGCAAUGUCCCCAUUAAAAGAGCAGUGUCACCAUCGACCACCAUCACCUCAACGGCGAAUAGUGCUGGUAAUUCAGUUGAUAAUUUACCUAUAUCACACAAUACAAUUGCUGCAGCCACACAAAGAACUGUGGGACGUAAUGCAAAUGCAACUGUAAAUCGACAAAUGAACCAAGCGCUUUCGCCAAGAGAUCGUGCCCUUCAACAGAGACGAGAGCAGCUUGCACAAACCCAAGCACGUUUACAAAAUGUAUUACGUGAAAUCGACGAGGAACAGGUAUCAGUAGUAAAGCUGGGUGAUGCAAGCAUUGCUGCUCCGUUUACAAGCAAAUCUUCUUCUAUAAUGUGCGUCAACCACAUCAUAAAGCAAGGGCGAUGCACUCUAGUUACCACUCUACAAAUGUUUAAGAUCUUAGCUCUGAAUGCUCUCAUAUCAGCAUAUUGCCAAUCCGUGCUAUAUAUCGAUGGCGUGAAAUUCAGUGACACCCAGGCCACUUUGCAGGGUCUUUUUAUAGCAGCUUGUUUUCUUUUUAUAACACGUUCAAAGCCUUUGAAGACUUUGUCCAAGACCGCGCCGUUGCCAAACAUAUUUAAUAUGUAUACCGUUUGCACAAUAUUGUGCCAAUUUGCAGUACAUUUUGCAUCGCUAUAUUAUUUAACUCAAGAGGCAACAUCGAGGGCACCGCCAAGAGAGGGUAAAGUAAAGCUAUACAUUGACAUGGACGCAGAUGAAAAACAAAAAUUCGAACCAAAUAUUAUCAACAGCACUGUGUAUAUUAUCUGUUUGGCACUGCAAGUUUCAACUUUCGCCGUAAACUAUAAGGGUCAUCCAUUUAUGGAAAGUCUAAGGGAGAAUCGCUUGUUGCUCUACUCAAUCUUAAUAUCGACAGGUUUAGUUUUUAUGUUGGCAUUGGGCUUGUCACCCGAUCUUACCAAUACGUUCGAGAUAGUUGAGUUCCCCAGCGAUUUUCGCCUAAUAUUAAUAUGUGUCCUGCUGGCUGAUACCAUAUGUGCGUAUUUCUUUGAUAGAGUUUGCUCAUUCCUUUUCGGAGAGACUAGAAGAAAAUCAAGUGUAUUGAGCUGUUGAGUAGCAGAUUUACUUAUAUAGUCAUAUUAAGCACCUUUUAUAUCAAAUAGUCAAAUAAGUGGUGAAAACAAUUAAUUAAAAUAUUUAUGCAUGGGAUCACGGAACUCCUAAAUCAAUAAUCUGUAAUUAAA
Molecule: messenger RNA, 3950 nt
Organism: Stomoxys calcitrans (stable fly)
Lineage: Eukaryota; Metazoa; Arthropoda; Insecta; Diptera; Muscidae
Product: endoplasmic reticulum transmembrane helix translocase
Exons: 8
Coding region: 136-3819 (1227 amino acids)
Biological process (GO): intracellular calcium ion homeostasis
Cellular component (GO): endoplasmic reticulum membrane
Molecular function (GO): ATP hydrolysis activity; P-type ion transporter activity; ATP binding
Source: RefSeq, a predicted model, not a curated record